CUCUCUUCUUCGUUCCCGGGCACUCGGAAUUCUGAUUUUUGAGAGCCCAACCGGCUCGUCGGCGCUCAAAUCUCCCCUACCACGUCUCGCCACCGCUCCGCAAUGGAGGAUAACGCCGGCAAAGCCGGCGGACAAUGCCAGGCGCACGGGUGGAAUUCGUACCCCCUUUCGCUCCCUUCCCAGCCGCCGGACAUCAAGAACUGGUUCUCGAGCUACGAGUAUGAGUCACCGGAGGUUCCGGAGCUUGGUGCUGAUCCUGCCAUCGACAACGGCAGCGAGACCCAAGACCCAUUUGAGCACCCGAUAUUCAAACAUUCUUUCCGGGAUGAUGGUGUCGAUUUGAGGGAAAAUUGUUUGGGAGACCAAUCUAAGCCUGAGGUUUUUGCUGGAAAAUAUUUAGAUCCGGUUAAUAAGAGUGAAACGAAGCCUGCCCCAAAAAGGAAGCAAAGUCUUCGGGCACUGUUUGGAGCGGGUUUUCUUGAUAAGGGUGAGGAGGCCACUGAAAUUGAAAGGCAGAAUUUGUUGCCUCUGCACAGAAAUGCACCGGAGCCUUUGUCAGAUUACACAACAAACUUACCUGAUACUACUAAACAAAGCCAGGAAGGGUCAGCUGAGCACAGCAAUUUGCUGGCAGAUUGUGAUGGUAUUAGUUCAGUUGACACUCAAGAAAGCACCCCUGAAGAUCAGGAGGUUGAGUGCAGUAAACAGUCUGUUGAUUGUGAUGAUGCACGUUUGGCUAAUAUUGAUAUUGGAAAAGGCUUAGCAGAACAUGUCAUCCACCAAGUUGAACUGCCACUCAAUUUCAACGGUGCCAAUCUAACUGGCACUGAGAAAAACAUCCAAGAUGGUGUGGAGCACAGCAUACGUCCUGUUAGUCGCAACAAUUUCAGUUUAGCUGACUCUGAAGAGAAUUCCCCGCUAGAGGAAACUCGGCGCUGCAAGCUUGCAUUGGACAGUAGGCCACAUGAAACAGUGGCAUCAGAUGGUUUUAUAGCUGUCAAGAAAAAGGAGCGCCGUCCCGAUGAAUGCAAAAUGAACAAAAUUCCUAGACACCCAAUGGGGAGAGAGAAGGGAAAAGGAGAAUUACAAGAGAACAACAACAGUUUGGAGCAGAAGGCUUUGGUCCAAGAGCAAACUAGACGUCCCUUAGCUGACAGAACUAAUUUUCCUGGAGUAGCUGCAGCAGCCCCGGCGCAAGAGGUCAGCAAGAAAUGGAAGUGCCCUCGCAAAGGCAAGCCCUUUGUUGGUCGUCCACUAAAGCAACUCCGGUUGGAACAGUGGGUUCGCCGAAUGAAUUGACACUUCAACAUUGCCAACUUGGUCAGGAGAGUACCCAUAAUCAGGUAGAAGCCCAGAGUUUCUGAUUUAGCAGUUUGGACCUUGUUUGAUAACUUUUUCAGCUCUACCAGCCUGUAGAUGUGCAUGUAGACCAUUUUUACCUCCGUUGCAAUGUUUGUGCUACUCCAUUUCGCAUGUUUCGUAGCACAGGUGUAUCUGCAGGGCACUCAAAUUGAGACGAGCUUCUAGGACAGUCGUCAUUUUCUGGGAAUAAUAUUUUAGAUAAAAAUCUGUGAA
Messenger RNA from Panicum virgatum (switchgrass), 1575 nucleotides. RefSeq lists its product as uncharacterized. The record is from RefSeq and is a predicted model, not a curated record. Bases 103 to 1299 code for a protein of 398 amino acids. NCBI's taxonomy places the organism in Eukaryota, Viridiplantae, Streptophyta, Magnoliopsida, Poales, Poaceae. The transcript is spliced from 4 exons.